UACGACUGAAGAAAGCCAGUCUUUGAUGCCUGUCAGUGAAGGACGUUCCUCACCUGAGAGAAGCUCGUGAAUGAAGGGAAUCGGUCAUUUAAGAAAAUUCGUUACAGAAGGAAACUUCUCAAUAAAGAAAAGUUUUAAGGAAGUUUGUCACUAUAGAGCGUUCAUCAGUGAAUUAAGUUGCUCAUUAAUGAAAGCUAGGUACAAAUGGAAUCUCAUUAAAGUUCACUGAUGAAGGAAACUCAUCGUCGAGAGGGCAUUGUCACUAAAUGAACUCAUUGAGAGUAUUCAUUAGUGAUGAAUAGGGUUUACAUGUCAGCCUCACAUGAUAGUGAAGACUGGACAAUAACUGUCAGCAUAAGCUAAUAGUGAUGGCAAUGUUUCAUGAGCUAGUAUUUAUUUUAGUUUCUUAGCAAACACCAUCAUCGGUAUGAUCAUUAGCAAGAAGAGGAGCUCCACGAGCAGAGUUAUCUACAGGAACACCAGCAGCUUUGACAGCAGCUGAUUCUGAGAAACAUUAACAUAUUCUGAUACAUUGGCUAUAAUCAGGAGCUAUAUCGGUAACAGAAUAUUACAAGAUUCUUUCUCUAAUUCGCCAUGGCGACAAUAACGGAGGAAGAAAGAAAUGGAUUUAGAUUCAUCAAAGCUUUGAAUGUCUGUGGUACAUACACCCUGUAUAAAACAUUUGUUUGGGGAACUCCAGGUAAACUCCCUAGUACAAAGGUGGAUGUAUACUUAGAGAGUUUGACAUCUCCUCCAUCAACAGCAUUCUACCUAAAAGCCAACAGAAAUCAAAAACGGUUUGGCAAAGUACAAAUGGAGACGAUUCGUAAUAGUAAAGAUGAAUCGGAAUUUGACACGUCACUGCUGUAUAUGAUUAUCAAACUUGGCUGUGAGAAAGUGGCAACUAUUAAUGACGACAAAUGGAUUAUUAAAAGUUCUGAAAUGGAAUACUUCAUCACAGCUAUAAAGGACAUGAGAAACGACAUUCUUCACGGUCCACUUGAAACUGAUGAUACGACGCUCCAGGAUAACACAAAAACAUUAGAAGAUCUUCUAAUUAACUGUCUACAGACUGCUGGUGUCCGAUAUAAUAUAGACAAGACAGAAGUGGACAAAGAGAUAGAUUAUGUCACAGAUAAGCUGAAAAAAAUUAUGAAUGAGAUUCCUGGAAACAAAGAUUUAUUGAAACACUGUAGUGACAAACUUAAGAAGCUUAUGCUACAUGACACCCAGGAAAAACUGAGGGAGCAGUUUAAAAAAAUAACUUACAUCAACCCACUGUCUCUUAUUUGUAAAGAUCUGCAACUUGAAGUAAAAGAAAUUUUUGUUGAUGUCAAUCUCAAACAAGAAAAUGACGAUGAACAAGUUGACUAUCAUGACCUGCUUGUCCAGAAGACUGCCACUCAACAUGGUUCCUCUGCAAAACCUCAGAUAAUUUUGCUUGAAGGUUUGGCAGGAAGUGGGAAGACAACUCUAAUGAAGCUUGUAGCACAGGAAUGGAAAUCAGGUGCUCAAAAAAAGAUCAAAGGUUUAGAUGAUUAUGAACUUGUGUUUUGGUUACAGUGUAAGGACUCAACCAUGGUAUCCUACCAUGAUAUCCUGAACCGGAAAAUGCCAGGUGUCUCAGCAAAAUUCAGAAAUCUCUUGCCAGGACUAAUAGAACUUUGUGAAGUUCUAAUUAUCAUUGAUGGCGUGGAUGAACUUAAUGACGACUCUCAAAAAUUAGUCAACAGUGUCUUAGAUGAAUUUAAAAAGUUUACUAACAAGACUAUCAUUUUCACUUCAAGACCAGAAAAACUUGAGACAUUCAAGAAAGAUAUUCCUACUGAAUAUGACGUAACAACUGUUAAACUAGAGGGAAUAAAUGAUAGCGAAGUGGCAAAGUUCAUUCAGCUAACACACCAGGAGAUGGUAAAGCAAACGCGAGGUAAUCGCAGCACACAAAAACUGAUAAAUCAGGUGUUGGAGGCAAAAUAUAUUCAGAAAUACUUGGCUACACCAAUGAAUUUGACAUAUUUAAUUUACAUCUGGGACCAGACACCUGAUGAACUGAACCUAAUGACUAUCACUCAAACAGAACUUUAUGAUUAUAUUCAUCAACUGCAUCAGUCUAAGUUACUAGAGAGAUUGGCAAACUCUCCUGGUACCACAAUCAUGAAUUUAAGAGAGCUUAAGAGUAGACUUCAAAUAAUUUUGAAAGAGUUGUAUUUGAUAUCACUUAAAAUCCUCUCACUUGAGACUUUGACCGUUGAUGAAGAAAUGAAAAACAGCCUGAAAUCUGUUUGCAAAAAUCAAAGUUUGUCUUAUGAUGAAAUUUUUUCAGCGUUUUUGUAUUUUGAGAAGCCAUACCCAUCAUAUUAUAAGGAAAUUUUGGAUUACUUCGGUGCUCUGUAUAUUGUGAUGACAAUCAAAGACCAGCAUCAGCCUUCAUUCACUGACUCCUUUAGGCAAUGUUCAAAUCCAAAUAUGUCUUCAAAUCUUCCUACUACAACUUCAUCAACAGCGUCUACAUCAGCACCAGCAACACCUACAUCAUCACCACCUGUCGGGAUCCGAGGAGUGUUGCAACAGGCAACCAAAAAAGAUAAUUCAAACUUGACCAAGUACCGGAAUGUUUUUAUGCAUGUGGCUAGGAUGCUAUUUAACUACCAAUAUGAGUUAUCUGAGGCCAUUAAGGAAGUUGUCGACCUGUUGCAUGAGUUGGGGAUGGACGAUGACCAGUGGCUCGACCUCUUAGGGAACAUCAAAACGAAUCCAAAUUCCAUCAAAGUUAUAGCUGGCUUCUUAAAUCCUAGAGGAAAUAUAUGCAUAAGAGAUAAUCGUGUUGGGAGUUACGCAGCUCUUCUACCACAUAUAGUUCCAUCGCAGCUGCACAUUGACAUCAAAGGUGAUCCUGACGGCCUCCCUCGACUGUUAGACCUGUUGGGUAACCUCAACAACCACCGCUGUUUGGAGUUGAAACUAAGACAUCACUUCCUCCAUGCAAACACCUCUUCGACCUCCGACAAAAUCCUACAACAUCUGGAAAAUAAUACUUUAUCCCGGUACAGGAAUGAUCUGGUGGAGUUCAUGGGUCAUCUGAGCAGCGAUGGAAUGACAAUGCUUCCUCCCAGUCUAACAAGUCUUCACCUGGCUAUAGUGAGUGAUGACCACGCUCAAAGCCUCCUGCCUAUAGAUUCAAAAUUGUCUCAACUAAACAUUCUCAGUGUAUACGUAUCUGCAGAAGUGUCCCCGGAUAAGUUGGAGCCAUUACCCAAUUUACCCAAGGUAGAGCUGGGACUGAACGAUGUGGACGAUGCUGGACUGGGUCGCGCUUGUGAUGUAGCCGGGAAGCUACAACCCCAAGACAGGUAAGUUCCGUAAGUUGCCUUGUUGUAUAACUACGCCACUUAACGAAGCUCAAGUAAUCUGUAAUUGACAUUAUAUCUUACAGAUAUAUUUGUAGACGAACCCUUCAAAAAAUCCACCAUACACAAACAUGCUACAUGCUCUCCAGACCUGUUGCUGGCUACAGUCCAGAGUAUGGUGAUAAUGUGAGAAUUG
Molecule: messenger RNA, 3543 nt
Organism: Cherax quadricarinatus
Lineage: Eukaryota; Metazoa; Arthropoda; Malacostraca; Decapoda; Parastacidae
Source: RefSeq, a predicted model, not a curated record